GGAUAUUCAAGGAUGUGGAUAUUCGAGGAUGGAGACUAUCGCACUAUAUGUGAUUUUUGUAAACAAUAACGAACAGAGGCUGCCAGAGCCAGACGAAUGGAGCGCUGAAGUCUUAUUAAUUUAGAAAAUGUAAGGAGGGAUAUCGCAAAGAGUCGCACUUGAAUAAUGGAGAGCGGGAGUGGGUAAAGGGAGGGGAGAGAGGAGAAAUUAAUGACAUUGAGAACAGGGAAAAAACUGCGGAUCUAGAUGUCAUAAAAUAUCCGAUUGCGAUCCCGUGCCGUCUUGUGUGUUGCGUUGGAACACGGCGACGGGACAGACGCAUCCAGCCCAUCAGCGAUGCCCUCCACUUACCUACUACCUGCCCCCAUCAUUGUGAUUUUUUCUUGCUUCAAGUCUGGCUGGCCGCCCAAGAAUGGCGUGAGAUUUGAGAUUUGGAAAAGGCAAGCUGCAUGGGUUCGGAAAUGGCAAAAUGCAAAAUGCCGACGUGAGGCGGUCUCAUGGCGGCGAUCAUCAUGGGCAAAAGGCGAGGGAGCAGGGCGCCGUUGGCUCGCCACGGACCCCUUUUGGAUCGGGUUGAAACCACAUGGCACAUGGGCACCCCCCCGUCCAUCGUGGGGAACCCCUGGAACCCCUGGAACCAACCCCUGCAGCCCUGCCCGCCCAGAAUGGACGACAUCAAUUUUUAAUGAGAGCCCUGCUUGGAGGGGAAGAAGUAAAUGGAUUGGAGAAAAAAAAUAAAAUAAAAAUAUGAUUCCUUCUUGUCGCCGAGCGCACUUGACUCAUUGCCCAAAGCGCCGUGGCUGGAUAAUCUGUUGAUGGUUCCGGGGACUAGGGGCGUAUCGUGAUUGAGGUUAGAAGGGCAACCCGAGUGGGCGCCGACUCAAAUUGAGAGAACGACACAACCAGGAAGACCAAUGUCUCUGUCGGCGAUUUUGCUGUGAUUUCCCACUUCGCAGCGGGACGGUGGGACUGCUG
Molecule: messenger RNA, 975 nt
Organism: Lasiosphaeria miniovina
Lineage: Eukaryota; Fungi; Ascomycota; Sordariomycetes; Sordariales; Lasiosphaeriaceae
Exons: 1
Coding region: 337-738 (133 amino acids)
Source: RefSeq, a predicted model, not a curated record